GAUCUUUUAGCGGUGCGGAGAUGGAGGAGGAGGAAGCAGGGCGGGGGAAUAUUCUAGAUCCGGCGGCGGCGGAGUUUUACCCGGCGGCGCCGGCGGCGGCGGGGCAGUACGCCCUCGGACACCCGCAAAUUUACUACGCCUAUCCCCCCGCGGCCGCUCACCCGCCGCCGCCGCCGCCGACGCAGGUGGUGGCGCUCCCGGUGUUCCACCUCCCGCAGCCGCAGCAGAUGGAGGCCGCGGCGGCGACUACGACGCGGGCAGUGGCGCUGAGCAUGGUGCCUCGCCACGUGGGGGAGGGGGAGGUGCGGGCGGCGAUGGAGGCCUUCGGCGGCGUGCGGGCUGUGGAGAUGGGCGCGCUUGCGGCCGAGGGGGUAGUGACCGUUUACUUCUUCGACUUCCGGAGCGCGGAGGCGGUGGUAGCGGAGGUCCGGGAGCAGCACGCUCGGUUAACGAAUGCUGCCGGCUUCGGUUUCGGCGCUCCGCUUUCGGGGAAUUGGUCCGCGCCGUGGUCGUGGCGCUCGCCGGAGCUCGGAAGGGGGACCGUGGCCGGCCACCCAGUCUGGGCUCAGUUCGCCGCCGACGACCCCCAUCAGGGUUGCCUAGUCCUCCUCAAUUCCGACCCGACCGUCUCCUUGCUUUCUCUCAGAGAAAUCUUCGAACCAUUCGGGCUGGUGAAAGAGGUGCGGGAGAUGCCGUCGAAGCCGCAGCACAAGCUGGUGGAGUUCUUCGACACAAGGGAUGCCGCUCGCGCCCUCUCCGGGCUCAACGGGAAAGAGUUCAACGGAAGGCGCCUGCUACUCGAAUUUAGCCGUCACGGCGGCAGGAGUAGCAAUAACCCCCGUAGCUCCGGCCAAGGCCACGGCGUCCACAAUUCUCACUUACUGCCGAGGUACCAGCGCGGCGGCGGUCCUCAGUCGAGCAGAUCGUGGGCGCAAACGAGUUCGAGGUCGUCCUCUUCGGCGGGACAGGAAUCUGCCGCAACAGCCGCUGCCGGUGGCAGAACUGGCGGCGGCGGCGGCGGGAGGAGGAACAAAAGCAGCAGCAGCAGCUACAACCAGCCGUCGUCAUCAUCGUCGUCGUCGAUGACGCCGCCGCCGUCGUCCUCGAAGCAGCCGUCGAGCAGCAGCGGCGGGGGGCGGCGGAAUUGGAAGAGCCGGAACAAGAUCAGCGGGGAGUCGAGGUUCCUAUUUAAGGAAGCGGCGGAACCGGAGGACUCGUCGGAAUCAUCCCUCAGGGAUUCCAGAACCACAGUCAUGAUUAAGAACAUCCCCAACAAGUACAGUCAGAAGCUGCUGUUGAACGUGCUGGACAGCCACUGCAUUCAGUGCAACAAGCAGAUCAUCGAGGAAGGCGAGCAGGAGCAGCCCUACUCCGCCUACGACUUCGUCUACCUCCCCAUCGACUUCAAUAACAAAUGCAACGUCGGGUAUGGAUUCGUGAACUUGACGUCGCCGGAGGCGGCGUUCCGGCUGUACAAGGGGUUUCACUUGCAGCCGUGGGAGGCCUUCAACUCGCGCAAGAUUUGUCAAGUCACUUAUGCUCGAUUGCAGGGGGUGGAGGCGCUGAAGGAGCACUUCAAGAACACCAAGUUCGCGUGCGACAACGAGGAGUACAUGCCGGUGAUCUUCUCGCCGCCGCGCGACGGAAAGCAGCUUACGGAGCCGGUUCCAGUGGUGGUCUCCCGGCCGCCGCCGCCGCCGGCCCGCGGCGGAGCACCAGCGGGCGCCGAGGCGGCGGAGGAGGAAUGCGGCGGCGCGUCGUCCACCGCCACCACCUCGCCGCGCGCCGCGUCCGACGAACACGACGACGACGACGAUGACGUGGACGUCGACGACGGCGGCGGCGGCGACAGGAGCAGCAGCUGCGGCGACGCGACGGGCGUGGAGGCGCUGCAGCUUUCCUGCAAUUAAUCAAAAAAAAAAAACUUAAUGAUCUCUCGAUGCCUGUAAUGAUCAUCAUCUACCUCGAUCGAUCCCCUGUUCGA
Molecule: messenger RNA, 1984 nt
Organism: Zingiber officinale
Lineage: Eukaryota; Viridiplantae; Streptophyta; Magnoliopsida; Zingiberales; Zingiberaceae
Product: protein terminal ear1 homolog
Exons: 6
Coding region: 21-1910 (629 amino acids)
Molecular function (GO): RNA binding
Source: RefSeq, a predicted model, not a curated record